CUUUAAAAAAAAAAGCCUUUAAUCGGAGACUUCUAUAUCAGGGUGGAUUUAUGGACGUUUUUCACUAGAAUAGGAUUUAUAAAAAAAUUAUUUCAGUGCAUCUACUUUUUAAAAAUAGAAUUACAGAAUAAAACGAUGAUGUUUAUGUAAGAGGAACGUGUAAACGUACUAUUUUUUAUGACUCAGUCAUAUUCCAUAAGCUGCAGAGGCCAUUGCUGCCGUGUCCACUUGACCCAGUGGAUUUGACAGCAGACAUGGUGGUGAAGGUGAACUCACAUCCAUUUUGAGGAUCUCAGGAGCACAUCAGGAUUUUAUCAUUUGUGAGCUGCAUCUCAUAUGAGAAAAAGAUAUGUUUCUGUGCAGGGCCAGAGCUUGUGGCAGAGGAGGACUGGACCGCUGACCAUAGGGAGGCCAAUAAUAGGAGGAGGUGUUGUCAGUAACUUCAGGAUGUACCACUGGAUUCCAGUCAUGAUUUAUUUAUUUUGCCUUUUACUUAUCAUCUUGGUUUCUUAUUCACUCCAGUUUUUAACAGUUCUUUUAUCCUAAGCGCAAUAUCUUAUUGAGAAUUUUGUUCUCAGGGUUGGCCAAUGAAGUACAUCGACACGUAAAUGUGUAUGUGUAUUUACAAUGACAAUGAGCACAUUUCUGGUUGAAUGGCUGUGGAAAAGGGUGACACAGAUAGUGGUCAGCACUGAAAGUUUCUAAUGUGAGACCAUCAGGGGUCUCAUAAGUACAGUGCCACAAAAGACAAGCAAUGACCUGGGAAUUCCAUUGGGGGUAAACUGCUGUCACAAUAUGGCAUGUAAGUCAGACUGAAGAUCUGGAAAUCAGAACAAGAGCUAAAUAUGUAGUUGACUGAAAAGUAAUUCACAGAACCCCGAAUGUUUCUAUUGCACGUCAAUAUAAUGAUCUGAAAUGACAGUGUUUCCCUGCAGACAACUGUAAUAAAUGAGGUGGAGCUGAGGAUGAAGGAACACCACGGAUGUACUCUUGACACACUGAUGCUUGAGAGAAUGUGUUCACUCAUAACAGGGAGACGGACCAUGCAUUCUGUUUAGACUCCAGUGUGUCUCCUACAUUAAGCAGGCCUAAUGAAGCUACCACUGGUUCUGACUGAUGUGAAGUAUCGUCUUUCUCCUUGGUGACUUCCAGCCCAUAUUUUCUUUACCAUUUUCCUUCAUGAAAAAUGUAGUUAGAUUGCUGUGGUUGAUGGGGUUUUACGGUAGCCAUAGAAGAAAAGCUCUACUUGAAAGCAACAUGAUGUACGACAUUAGUUUAAAGUGGAAAAUAAAAGAGACAAAUCAAGUGAACCCUGUUCUGGAAAUUAGAGUGAUCGCAAUGGUGUUGUUUCAAUUUGUGCGCUCCUUUUAUUCUGAAAUACUUUGUGUGGCACAUCAUUGUGAAUUAAAAUGAUAUAGAAAUUAAGAGUGGCGAGUGAUGAGUUCAACGUGGUACACAGCAGCGCAGUUUAUGAAACAGGCGUGUGGAUCAAUUGUUUUCCGACUUGACUCCGCCACAUCCUGCCAAACACUGCAUACAUUGAAAAGGGGAGAGGGCUGUUUUCAAACGUUGGCCCGUUACGGCCUAGAACGAUCCAAAUACUCGCGGUCAGAAACAGGCUGGGACGCACAAAGAGUGACCUCUACUGUGCGGAGUGGCAGGGUCGCCGGGGACGCUCUCGCGACGCUGCGCUUACACAACUUCCGUCGGCUUGGCUCGCGACUCGAGUCGUCACCGCGGUGAACGGGCGCCAUUCUCCGAUCGUUUCCAAUCAGUGCUCGGGUUUUCCUACCGCAAACGAGCCGACAACAUCGACCGGCAGCGCUUAUUUUGCGAUUGCGCGAGAGGUUCAGGUCGUACUUACGAGCUGGAGCUCGAGGCCCAGUUGGAGCGGCUCCGAAAAAGUUUGUUGUUGUCACGUGACGCGAGACGAAUGUGGCGAUAAAAGUUGGUUUCGAUAGUAUAUCCAGGUGGCGCUACUUUCUGAAGACAAAAUCGUCGUCGUUCUUUACACAAUGCCGCAACCGAAAUGCAGAAAGAUCGCCGUUAUAGGGUACAGGUCCGUAGGCAAAUCCUCAUUAACAAUUCAGUUUGUUGAAGGACAGUUUGUGGACUCUUAUGAUCCAACCAUUGAAAAUACGUUCAACAAAAUGGUCAGCGUCCAUGGACAAGAUUUUAAUCUUCAGUUGGUCGAUACAGCUGGACAAGAUGAGUACUCAAUUUUUCCACAGUCUCACUCAUUGGAUAUUCAUGGUUAUGUCCUUGUCUACUCAGUGACUUCUACGAAAAGUUUUGAAGUCGUUCAGGUUCUUCACGACAAGCUUCUCGACAUGGUGGGGAAAAUUCAAGUUCCAACAGUUCUGGUUGGGAACAAGAAGGAUCUUCAUAUGGAACGAGUUAUCAAACCGGAGGAGGGAAAGAAGCUGGCUGAUUCCUGGGGUGCUGCUUUCAUGGAGUCUUCAGCCAAGGAGAAUGAGACUGCUGUGGAAGUUUUCAAAAGAAUCAUACUGGAAAUGGAGAAGGCAGAUGGUAACGCACCCUCGGAGGAGAAGAAGUGUGCUGUGAUGUAGACGACUCAUCACCGGUGCCGGUAACUUUAUCCACAGAAGACAAAGACACAACUUCACCAGCUUGCCUAUUGCAACCUCACCGACUUCAAACCGCCGUCGAAAUACUCUGAUUUGUGCCUAAUCUGUUGAUGUAUUUUCAUCAACUACCAAUAUGAUGUGUGGAAAAAAACAAUAUAUAUAUAUAUAUCUAUAUAUAUCUAUAAUUUUGUCAGAACAUAUUUUAUUAAACAUUUUUUCUGGUGUUCAGAAAAUGACUUUCUGAAUUAGUGGUUUUCUGAUAUUGAAACAACAUUGGUUUGUCAUUUUAAAUCUUCGGUGAGAGCUUUUGAUAUAAUUUUUUUUUUUAAACCUAUGAAUUGCAACUGGUUAUUUCUGUCGACACUCAAAUAUCACAUUGCUGUAAAUGUGUCCAUGUGUUCCUCUCCCCCAUGAACUUUCUUUUCUGGGUUUAUUCUCCAGUCCAAACGUUCUCUAUGCUGUAUUAAAAGAAACAUCAACUUCUAAUCAGGUAUUGUUCUCAAAUGAACACGUGAGCUGUGUCUUCAUAAUGGAGGGAUAUAUGUGUACAAUGACUCACAUGUGUAGCUCUCUGCUGAGCAGAACAGUCUUCUUUCACUUCUUCCUACAGUUUUGUUUCUCUAACAUCUGUAGCAGGGCGUUCGUGUUGUGGAACCAUCAUAGCUUUAGACUCAGAUAUUUACAGGUGAUGUCAGUUUGUAGGAUCAUAGGAAUGGGUUUGGUGCUCUUGGUUGGUUCUGACUGAAAUGGGUCACGCUUCCUAUCAGUAUUGACAAUGUGCUCAGUGCAUUACUACAAUGCACAUUGCUGUUAUUUUUCAUCCCAUUUGUGAAUUGGGGUCAUAAUUUAGGGCUUAAGAGUAAUUAGAUUUUUUUUUUUUUGUGGUGACAGAUGCUCUGAACCAUUCACCUUUUUUUAUUAUUGGGAUCAUGAAUUUGUGCCUGAAGUGGGCAAUGUUUUAUUAAGUGCUUUGCUGAGAUAGUUGAUUAGAAUUUGGACAGAGGCUGGUGUUGCUGUGUCUUGUGCCUUACAGAUCUUCAAACUCAUCUACAUCUACUUCCCUUCAUGACCAAAGGUUCUUUCUAAGGGGUUUCUUUCUCAGUCCGUUGACUUGAUCUCUUGGUUGAGGGUGACACGGUGCAAACCCAAGUGGAUCAAUGUUGAUUCAGAAAUCUUGCUGUAAACAGUUUUGUAUGUAAAUAAACCUGUUA
Molecule: messenger RNA, 3799 nt
Organism: Synchiropus splendidus (mandarinfish)
Lineage: Eukaryota; Metazoa; Chordata; Actinopteri; Syngnathiformes; Callionymidae
Gene: rhebl1
Product: Ras homolog, mTORC1 binding like 1
Exons: 10
Coding region: 2016-2570 (184 amino acids)
Biological process (GO): small GTPase-mediated signal transduction
Cellular component (GO): plasma membrane
Molecular function (GO): GTPase activity; GDP binding; GTP binding
Source: RefSeq, a predicted model, not a curated record